AUGACUGAUGGGAUGGUCGCGGGCCUUCCGGAGGACUUCUUGGGCCGUGAGGAAGAGCUGCGGUGGCUCCUCAGCUACCUCACUGCUGGGGAGAACCAGGUGAAUGCCGUCACACGCGGCCGUCAAGAAGGCAGCCUUGGCAGCUUUCUGUUUAGCCUGCCCUCCUUUGUAAGGAGUGUACAAAGCUUUUUGGCGCAGAAGCAACUGCCGCCCUUGAUCGUGGAAGGUAGCCCUGGAGUGGGGCGCUCUGCUUUGCUGCAGGCCGCUGCCCGCACCGCCGAGCAGUUGCCCGGCUUGCGGGUGCUCCUUCACCGAGGGAGCGGCGAGCGCCUACUGAGACGUCUCUAUGAUGGCAUCGACGAGGUCACCGAUGAAGAGCUGCUGCUGAUGCCGGUCAUCAGCAAUGCUGGCAGGGCAGGUGGAGUGGUGCUUUUCUUGGACGACACGGAGGUGGCCCCGUGGCUGCUGGUUCCCUUACCACCAGGUGUGCGCUGUGUAAUGGCUCCACGCACUGACACGCCAGCGCCACGGGGCUUCGCAUGCUUGCGCUUGGAAGGCUUAAAGGGCCCUGCGGCGGAGGAGCUGCAAGAACGCCUGGGCUGCCGUGUGGAUGGCCCUGUGAACCCACUGGAGUUGCACUUGGCUGCGCAGCUGUCGAGAAGGAACCUCGACCAGUGUGAUUUGAAGGAGCUGAUUGCGGCCACGGUGUCGACUCUCGAAGAUGCGGUGGGCGAAUCUGUGAGGGAAGCACUUUGUGCCAUCGCAUGCAGCCGCGUGGGCUUGCAUGAUGAGGACGGCCCGCGCGAGCAGGAGGGCUUUGGGCAGCUCCGUUGUGUGGACGGAUCGUUUCUGCAAAGCUACGACGACUUCGAACGCUUGCGUGAGAGGUCAGAUGAGCCUUUGCUGAUCAGGCAAGCUGCCUUCACCUUCGAGGCCUCAAGGUUUUCCUUGGACCACUUGGCGGAAGAGUUGAAAGACCUGACUCUGCCACAAAAGUCCCUGUCCGCGAAGCAGGGCGGGAACACCUCGCAGUGCACGCUGCUGGUGGCCGACCAAGGUGGAGAUGCUGUGAUGUCUGCGAAGCCCCACCUUUGGAACCCUCAAGGUUGCUCCUUUCGCACCCUAGCGGAGAAGAUCCGACAUGGACUCUACCUGACGACUCGAUCAGGCAAAGCACGGGUCCGGCGUGUGGACGAAGAGCUUUUCUACGACAAAGUGGAGGAUCCAGACGGGAAGGAUGUGUUAGUUGAAGCCUUCGUGGCCAGGGUUCCAGUUCCGCUGCUGCUGCCCAAAGACCUGGGCUGCCAGGUGGCUUUCUGGAUGGGAACGACGGGAAAUAACUUUGGCUUGCACAGCGACCUUUUCACUGAACAAUUUCUUUGCCAGCACCAGGGCGUGAAGGAAGUCCUUCUACUCCUGCCGGAGGAUGCAGCGAUCGUCCAGCCGUUUCCCUUUCUGGAAAGCCCGCUGUUCUACAAGUCACGAGCACGCACGGUGGACAACUUGACGCUUUCGAACGCAAAGUGUUUCCGCGUUGUGUUGGAGCCUGGUGACGUGCUCUUCAUCCCCUUGUUUUGGUGGCACGAGGUGCGUACCUUACAAGGCCCAGCGGUCUCCACCACCUACCGCUUCCACACUGAGGAUGCGGAGCGCUUUCUGAAGGUCAUGAAUGCCUUUUACCAGUUCCACAAGAAUGCCUUGGAGUGCGCGGUCUUUUCGGAGGUACGGCAGUGGCCAGUUAGCUGCGCACAUACGUUCCUUCUUCGUUCAUGCUUUGGUGGAGCGACCAAGUCCCAGAGGUGUUUCUCGAGCCUGGUGCUCCCUCUGUGCCGUGGGUGUCCUCGGCUUCCUGCUGGGCUUUGGUGUGGCACGUCGUGCGCGGUGAGAGGGCCCGGACUCUCCGACCGAAGAGUCCCACUCGCUUGA
Molecule: messenger RNA, 1926 nt
Organism: Durusdinium trenchii
Lineage: Eukaryota; Dinophyceae; Suessiales; Symbiodiniaceae
Source: the annotation of a GenBank genome assembly